Molecule: messenger RNA, 1661 nt
Organism: Monopterus albus (swamp eel)
Lineage: Eukaryota; Metazoa; Chordata; Actinopteri; Synbranchiformes; Synbranchidae
Product: ubiquitin carboxyl-terminal hydrolase 37-like
Exons: 14
Coding region: 84-1502 (472 amino acids)
Biological process (GO): protein deubiquitination; G1/S transition of mitotic cell cycle
Cellular component (GO): cytosol; nucleus
Molecular function (GO): cysteine-type deubiquitinase activity
Source: RefSeq, a predicted model, not a curated record
GGGGACAGAGUCAGCUGGCAUUUGAAAACAACAAGAAAUUUCAGGUUAACUCCAGGUUAUAAAACUGAUCAAAACCAACCAAGAUGUUUCUACUGCACUGUUUUCAGCAAAAGAAACAAGAAACACCUGUGGAUGAUUUUGUGGCAGAUGAUCACAAACAGCAUCUCAGCUCUCAGACAGAUGUUGCUGCCACAAAUGUUCCAGCCUCAGAAAAGUCAGCUGAUGCUGGAAAACCAAAAAAGACAAAGUGGCUCUUUGGUCACCCUGAGAAGAAGGGAACUAGUCCAAACCAGGAUGUAGCAAGAAAGGAAAACAGCAGCCCUGGAACAUCAGACAAAAUGAGCAAGCAGCAACAGUCGUUUUCUCAACAGGACAGCACAGAAAUGUUCGACUUCUCGUUGCCUAACGUGACCAACACUGAAAUCGCAAAGACGAGAGUGUGGUUCGAGAUAAAAUGUAAUGGUGCCACCGAAAUUUUUAUCAGCGAUUUUGUUAUUAAAGCAACCGUCGACCGCUUUGGGCUUCCAAACGUUGGACAGAGUUGUUUUAUGAAUUCCAUUCUGCAGAGUCUUCUAGGGCUGAAGGAUUUUGUGAGGGACAUAAGCUGCCAAGAGCACAUCUGGAGUUCAGUCCCUCAGGCCCAGGUGUUGAGAAGAUUAAUGGACAUCAGAAAUGCUCACACUUCCACAAACGCUCUAAUUAAAAGCAUCGCCCUGAGUUUAUUUAAGGAGGAUGUGUCAGUCCAGGCACCCGAAUUCAGUGAUUGGAAACAAAAAGACGCUCAUGAGUUCCUGAUCUCGGUCCUACACCAGAUGAGCAGUCUGUCCCCUCUGCUGAGGCAGGCUGCAGAAAGCAUGGGCAGCAGCUACACCUGCCCUGUUGAAGAUCAUCUGAUGUUCAAGAUGGAGAAUGUCAGGGUCUGCAAGAGCUGUGGGGCUGAGUCAAAGCAGCAAGAAGCAUUUGCCAACCUGUCCCUGGAUGUGAUUAGUGGAGGCUCUGUGGAACAGAUGCUCGAACAGUACCUGAUGGAGACAGAGUUGGAGUACAACUGUGAAUGUGGAGGGAAGCUAUCAGGCCAGAGGUCGACCUUUGUAACCCUGCCAAAAGUGCUUGUUUUGCACCUAAAGCGUUUCAGCUUCAGCCCCUCCUUCAAGCCGGUGAAGGUGCAAGACCCCAUUGUGCUGCUCAAGGACCUGGUUGUGUCCUCCACAGAGGAUGGCAGCUGCUACAGCUUGGUCAGCAUCAUCAGCCACUUUGGCUCCACUGAACAAGGACACUACAUCUGCGAUGCCGUCCAUCCAGACAACAGUCCAGAGGAGCCAACUGACCGCUGGAUCACCUACAAUGAUGCAGCGGUCUCUGGGACAACCAGUGAGUCCGUCUGUGAGCAGCGACAGAAGUCGGCCUACAUCCUGUUCUACAAGAAAUGUGUAGAAAGAAAACAAGCAAACAACUCUUUAACAUCCUGUACUCACACUCACAAGGAGCAGAGCAGUUUAUAACACUCCAACACCGCAGUAACUGUCAGUGGUUUGUUUGUAUUGUUAGUUGUAGAACAGCAUGUACAAAGUGGGAUGGAGGCAUAUUUGGACUAAAUCUAAAUCAAAUCAAAUUUAUUUAUAUAGCACUUUAAAAACAUCCAGCUGACCAAAAUACUUUAC